Cryptomeria japonica (Japanese cedar) is the source of this 624-nucleotide messenger RNA. RefSeq lists its product as uncharacterized. NCBI's taxonomy places the organism in Eukaryota, Viridiplantae, Streptophyta, Pinopsida, Cupressales, Cupressaceae. The transcript has 3 exons. Bases 1 to 624 code for a protein of 207 amino acids. The record is from RefSeq and is a predicted model, not a curated record.
AUGGGUGAUGGGCAGGGCUACGGGGGGCCACAGGCGACGACCGAUGGGCGCAGGGUGGCCGGUAGGGGGCCGAGAGGCAGGGGCCGCAACGACGGCGAGGCCGAGGAGAGCAGCAACACCGGGAAGAGAAGGUUGUCGAUGGGAAUAGAAGCCGGGGCUGGCAGGGGCCGAGACCCAAGGCAGACAGGGGGCCAGACGGCAGGGCCUACAACAAGGUCAGCGAGAAGCUCUGGGCCGGAGGGUUGUGGUGUCGGCGGAGAGGUCGACGGCCAGUGGACUGCUGGCGGUGGAAGGCAUCGGGACCAGUCUGUAGUAGCGGUAGCCGGCGAGAGUGGUCGGGCCAGUGGGGGGAGCAGCGGUGACGGUCGAGGAGUUGCGGGGGCCGGCGAUGAUGGUCGGCGACCGGGAGCAAGGUGCACAGCGGCAACGGGAGGAGAUACGGCAACAGCGGCAGUACAAACGGUGGUCCUGCACAAAGUUGCAAAGAAACCCUGCGGAGUACGAAGAUCACGGGUUUACAAGUGUUUUUCAGAGUUGGAAUUUGAUGGUGACAGGUACACAGGUUGUUCUCAGUUUGAGGACAUAGUUGAACAUGGUUUGAGACUUGGAGUUUCAUGUGGGUGA